UACAGUGGCUUGAAAGGACCCCAGUUCCUGUUUACGGGGUCAUCACAACUAGCACUCUAAUCUCAUCCCUCACUCUGACAGAUCCUUAAAAAACCGGCCAUGUCGGUGGCCACAAGAAACCCUUUUGCACUCUUGGACGAGGACAGGCCAUCUACUCCUCCCCCUUCAGCAGAGCCUGCCACACCAGCACCAGCUCCACAAUCACAACAAACUCGUACUCGUGGACGCGGAGGCCCUGCAGCUCGUGGCGGUAGAUACUACCAGCGUGGAGGCGCUGCACCAUCUGCUGCCCCUCCAACUGAUGAUCAACCAGCUCCAGAGCCAAAACCAAGGCGAUUCGAUGGCGAGCGCAAAGAAGGCCGUGGAAGAGGUCGCGGUCGUGGUGGUGAUCGUGGCGGCCGUGGCCGUCCAUUUGACAGGCACAGUCAAACCGGUAAAACCGACUCUGACAAAAAAGUCCACAACUCUUGGGGUGGCGAUGAUGGAGAGACAGAACGCAAAACGGAGGAAGCCGCUACAAAUGACGCUUUAGUAGAGAACGCUGCUAGCGGCCUAAAUGACUGGGCUGCUCCAGCUGACGCCCCUGCAAACGACUGGGCUGCCUCUGCAGACGCUCCUCCUGCAGAUGACUGGGCUGCUCCUUCCGCAGCAGAAGGUACCGAAAAGCCUCAAUCAGGCGAAAAGCGUGAAAGGCGCGGUGACAGAGAGGAAGAAGAAGACAACACUCUCACUCUCGACCAGUACCUCGCACAACAGCGCGAGAAGGAAAAUGCACUCGUCCCAAAGUUGGAUGUCAGGAAGCCCAAUGAUGGCGCAGAUGAUGAUAUCUUUAAGGGCGCUGCACCCUUGCAGAAGGACGAUUUGGAGUAUUUCGCUGGAAAGGCCAAAUCUGCCCCAAAGGCUCGCACCAAGAAAGAUGAAAAAGUCUUCAUCGAGAUCGAAGCUCGCUUCGAACGUCCAAGCCGUGGCGGCCGUGGUGGCCGUGGUGGAGACAGGGGUGGCGGAGAGCGGAGCCGUGGCGAAAGGGGUCGUGGCCGUGGGGGACGCGGUCGCGGUGGCGCGAACGGUCAUUCCGUUCCAGGUGCAUCUGCCAUCAAUGUGGACGACGAGACCGCAUUCCCCUCACUCUCAUAGGCGUAUAAUAGGCUCCCCCAAGGUUGCAGAAUAGCUCGAUUGAUGGUUUGAUUUAAUGUGUACUGACUGGAACUGACACCGAUGCUGAUUACACCCGCUCGUAUACAUAUCAUUUUCUCCGAUUCGUUUUGUCUGUUUUUUUUGUCUUUGUUCCUCUCCAUCUGUCUUUUUCGAGGUUCAUGCAAUAUUAUUUUUGCCAUGAUGCAAA
Suillus bovinus is the source of this 1342-nucleotide messenger RNA. RefSeq lists its product as uncharacterized. The record is from RefSeq and is a predicted model, not a curated record. Lineage: Eukaryota; Fungi; Basidiomycota; Agaricomycetes; Boletales; Suillaceae. Gene Ontology annotation, cellular component: cytoplasm; nucleus. Gene Ontology annotation, molecular function: RNA binding. The transcript is spliced from 5 exons. The coding region runs from base 100 to 1134 and encodes 344 amino acids.